UCUCGAGCCUCGCCGCUGCCAGCCGCUAGUUCGCUGCAAGCUCCGCACUGCGGCGGUACCCUGUAUCUGCGCUCUCUUGCCUGCCUAUUCGAGAAACGUUAUUUCCCCCUUCUCGUAAUUAUAUGUGAAAAUUAACGCCAACAUAAAUAACUGUAGUGUUCCGUCAUACGUUUUCAGUGUCUGUGUGUUUAUCCGCGAAAUUUGUGAGUUUUCUUAAGGAACUCACGGCACGUCCCCGUCUUAUUGACGUCGAUUUGUGUCUAUCCGGCAGGUAUUUACAAAGAAACAGCACCAGAAGAACAUAAUAGGCGUUGAAAAAUCGCAAGCAUGAAGAUUAACUGUCACAGCGGUUGGUGGGUGGUGCUGCUGACGGCAACGCUGGCUGUCACCGUCUCGGCUGAAGCCGGAGUCGGCUUGUACUACGCCAGGUUGAAGCAGGUCAUAACCUCCAGCACCCUCAAAUGGACUACUCUCAACAAAGAUGUCAUGACCAAUUAUGUAAUCGGAGCUAAUUCUGAAAAAGGUCCCAUAUAUCUUUGCCGAGCACGCCAUGAACGAGACAUGAUACUGGGACAAUUAAAACCUGAUUACACUUCCUGUGCUGUUUCUGGAAGUAAAAGCUACAAUAAUUUCGAAGUACUUGAAAAUAUUGAAAAUGCUUCUUUAAUUUAUUGGGUCCCAUGGCUUAAGUUCAAUUCAAAACCAAACGGAGCUGUUGUAGUAGACUCCUCGGUCGAUUCAGUAUUUAUCGCGCGAAUGGAGGCUAACAGUGGAUACUCACACUACAUUGGGAGAAUUGCAUAUGAAAAUGCAAUAGGACGGUUAAUAACAUUUGAUGACAAAAACAAUGAAUUGAUUGAAAACAGCGGCGAAAUCCUCGUUGAAAUUGAACCUAUCAGUUACAAACUGGAGAAUGUUGAAUUAGAUAUAGGCACGGAACAUGUUCGACAAAACGACCCAGAAGUGUUUGAAGAGAGAAUUCUUAGAAACGAUGAUGAGGUUGCUGCUACAGUCACAACAGAAAUCGAAUAUGAGUAUAAUUACACCGUUUCCUGGGGACAUGGACAUGGCAUUGCUAUUGGAUUAAAUACUACUAUUGAAAUGGCAGACGGCACAUCCUUCCCACAAAUCCAAUGGGCUAAUCCUUCCACUGAAAGGAAAACUAAGUUAUACAAAUUAGAACGAUUUUUAGAACCGGGAACAGCAUGCAAUGUCACUUUUAGAGGUAAUCGCACUGACCGAGAUGUUCAGUACACCGCUACACUAAUUACAUUAUAUAACGGCAAAGAUUCUCGGUCAAGACAAAUGCGUGGACAACGUAUUGAAAAUACAUUGGAAGUGGAAGCGAUAUACGGUGAAAUAUACUUCGUCGGCAAUAACAGUCUUGUGCCAACAACAACCACUACUACUACAACUACGACGUCAACUACUACCACAACGCCAUUACCUACAGUACCACCAGCGCCUGAAGAAAAUGACAUUGCCAUUCCCAUAAAGAAACCAGAAUCAUCAAACGACUUGUCUAUGAGCAACAAUAUGAUUGGCAACGGCGAUGAAAAUGUAGGCAACUCACCUGUUAAAGAAGACGACAUCAAUCGCUCGGUCGUUGGCGGCCUCGGCAGCAAGCCUAACGGUGCCAAUAUUAACAAAAUAAUGUCUUACACGCUAUUCAUUUCGAUGUGCGCGCUGUUACUUUAACUUCAGAAUCUAGUUCUACUUGUAAAUAGCAAACAGAAUAUCAUUAAAAUCAUAGUUGCUUCGUCGUUGUGUAUUUAGCAACUAAGCUUGAUGCUAUUACUUGUUGGCCGAGAUGAAACAAACAAUAUUUCAGCUCGACGUAAGUUUGUAAAUAGAUUAUUUUUUGUUUUCUUAACAUUCCUGUUAUGUGGUUUCAUUCCAGUAUGUAAAUUGAGGAGUCAAAAUUAAUCACAUGACUGUAAAUAGAUAUUUGUAAAUAGUUACGGAUAUGAAAGUCGCCAGGCGGCAAGACGAGUUAUCGUCACACGCAGUGACGGAUGUGGCAUCUUAGAUAGGUAUGAUAACGAGUGUAGUAUCACUGUUACCAGUAACAACAACACCCACUAAUAUACUAUAUAUUAACAAUAAAAUUAUAAACUAAUCAACAAAUUAUUCCUGAAAAAAUAAGGAAAUGUAAAGUGUAUAUCAACGACAUGAAGUUACCUAUAAUAUCUACAAAAUGUCACGUACAAAAUAUAAUCUCUUUUACUAAAUACCUGAUUACCUAUUCACUUAUUUUUAUUUCCUAAUCAUUGCGUGUAACCGCCAUUUUCAAUAAACGAUCCCAAUUGCUUUCUUCGAUCUAUCCCAAAAUAAAUAAAUCAGAAUAAAGUUGUUUUUGACACGCUUACAAAUCACUUAUUUUAAUUGGUUCAUUCUCGGAAUCAGAUUGAAGAAUGAGAUUGGGAGCAUUUAUUGAAAACGGCUGCAAAUUAAAAAAGUAACUUGUGUCAAAAGGGGUAUUAUCCAUAAUAUGUAAUAUUUCGUAUUUUCCCAAUAUACGCAUUUUAAAACGUUUUUAUUAUCAGCAUUCCAAUAAUUAAUAACCUCAAUCAGUUAUUUUUUUAUACUCUUGCAAUACGAGUAGAUUUAUGUUGUUAAUAAAUCAAUUAAAUUAUUUUUUAUGUACUGAGUUUCGCAGAUGACUAUCUUGACGUCAUCAAAAAUAACUUUUUACUAUAAGUACCUCCGGUUUUAUAGUAUUUUGUAUUUACUUUUUUAUUGUUAUUGUUAUUUUAAGAUACAAUAGUAUAGAAUCCAGAAUUAUAAGAUAUUAUUACUUUAUUAGGUUAAGCGUAUGAUACAUUAUUUAUUUUGUUUUUAUUGUAAAUGCAAGCUUGGUACAGGUUUUCUGUAAGUAAAUAUUGGUACUUCUUCUAAUAUACCUGUCAAAAAGUGCGUAAUGAUGACUUUGUAUACAUGCCAAAGUUAAAGAUUAGUAUGUACUCACUAAACUGCCGACAGUUACUGUUCAGACCAUUAACCUAUUAAAACUUUGCCCUCCGGUCGAUUGAUCUUAAUCAUGAUUCUCGUAAGCUAAUAGUAAAACUGAAUAUCCUUCAAUGUCAUAAAGGAUCUACUUAUUAGUAUGCUUAGCAGUUAGCAGUAUUUCGUCAAUAUGUAAAGAAAGUGAAUGAUAUUUUUGUAUGAAUUGAAAUCGAUGGUAAGUGUUCGCAUUAAUUGUAAGUUUACUAUCUUAGGUGUUUUAUUGUUUUUCGAAGUAGUUAUUGUGUUUUAUAUGAUUGAAAGAAUUUCUAUGAUAUAUUUCAAAAGAUUUUAGUAAUUAGUUUUAAAAUAAUAUUUCGCAUGUUGUCUUAUUUACGUAAAUGAAUGUCCCACCUAGACUACCAUUAUUGAAUAAGACUUAAAAUAUUAUAAACAAAAAUAUAUUUAUGAUUACUGGACACGAGUUUUUGCCUUUCAAACUAAUUUUUGUCUUGGAUAAUAUAAAUUGAUGUUAGGAUAGUUUUGAAAAACUAAUGUAUGUAGCCGCGUACAAUGCAAUUUAUGAUUCUGUACCUAACAGUUAAUUCAAGGCCUGAAUGUUCAACUUUAUAUAUCAUAGAGAAAAGCUUGUAUUUUUCGAUAGCUAGUAAAUCUGUUCCGUAUUGUAUAAGGCCAUUAGUGCUGUGUUGAUGUGAGCGCACGUUGGCUCUGUCGAAUGUCAAGGGUCGACAGGGCGCAUGACAUCUACUCGUAUGAAUCUCAUGACAUUAACAUUGUUUUGCGGAGCAUAAUUGUGAUGUCUCAUGUAAGUCUUAUCUGUUUAAAUUCAUUAAAGUGUAACUGAA
Molecule: messenger RNA, 3809 nt
Organism: Manduca sexta (tobacco hornworm)
Lineage: Eukaryota; Metazoa; Arthropoda; Insecta; Lepidoptera; Sphingidae
Gene: uzip
Product: protein unzipped
Exons: 4
Coding region: 328-1698 (456 amino acids)
Source: RefSeq, a predicted model, not a curated record